GUCGUCUUCAACCUCUGAAUUUGAGAAUCUUAUAAAGCCAUCAUCUCUAAGCAUUUUUCAUAGUCUUAAUUAAUGGCGUACUCAAACGCCUACGCGCCGUCAGCACCGGAGCUACCAGAAUCGUUCGAUCAACAGCAGCAGCACCAUUACCCGUAUCAACCAACUCAACAUUUCAGUUCCUCCUCCUCCGGGAUGUUUUCGUCGGAAACGCAUCCGGAGAUCGUGAGGAGCUUUGAAUCGGCGGAUAGAUACCGGAGCGGAUUCCUUGAGGAGUCGGAGCUCCGGCAAGCGUUGUUGUGUUCUGGUUACGAAGGGAUUAGUAACAGAACGAUUAGGUUUCUGAUGUUUAUCUACAAGAUUCCUGGAGAUUCUCUUCUUCGUCUUGGUCCUAAGGAGUAUGUUGAGUUGUGGAAUUGCCUUGCGCAAUGGCGUGCAAUAUUUGACAGUUAUGAUCGAGAUAGGAGCGGGAAGAUGAAUUCUACUGAGCUAAGAGAUGCUUUCUAUCAUCUCGGGUACAUGCUUCCAACCUCGGUUCACCAGCUAAUCGUAUCUCAGUUUGAUAAUGGGACUGGCAAAACUGUUGAGCUCAGUUUCGACAGUUUCCUUGAGUGUGGGAUGAUUGUGAAGGGAUUGACUGAGAAGUUCAAAGAGAAUGACCCUGGUUACACAGGCUACGCAACAAUCCCUUACGAUGUCUUCAUGUUGAUGAUCGUUCCGUUUAUCGCGUCAUAUGAUUAAUGUUCACUUGCUGCUUCUUUCUUUUUCUUAGUCACAGUUUCAAAUUGCACAUAGAUGAUGGAUGUCUAAGUACUGAAUAGGGGAGUGAAAUCAGACUAGUGAAUAGAGAGUAAGGGUAAGUUAUUGUCAGAGAGAGAGAGAGAGAGAGAUUAAUAAUCAAAGUUGUAAGAUUCUAAAAACAUUUUUUUAACAGUAACAAAAGUGAUGACUUUGCACCAUAGAAAAAUCAGAAAUAUUUAAA
Molecule: messenger RNA, 979 nt
Organism: Capsella rubella
Lineage: Eukaryota; Viridiplantae; Streptophyta; Magnoliopsida; Brassicales; Brassicaceae
Product: probable calcium-binding protein CML48
Exons: 5
Coding region: 73-738 (221 amino acids)
Molecular function (GO): calcium ion binding
Source: RefSeq, a predicted model, not a curated record